This is a messenger RNA of Cercopithifilaria johnstoni, 843 nucleotides long. The record is from the annotation of a GenBank genome assembly. NCBI's taxonomy places the organism in Eukaryota, Metazoa, Nematoda, Chromadorea, Rhabditida, Onchocercidae.
AUGCAACAACUUUCACUACAAACUUUUAUUGUCUGUGUGACUGUUACAAUUAAAUUGGCAUUUGGAAGAGUAAUCGCUAAAACAAGUCGUAAUAUAACAGCAAAAACAACGAUCGUUGAUAGUAAUAAAGAAGAGAAGAAAAAUUUACAAAUUGGGAUGACAAUCGAAUCAAUUAGCGAUUUUAAUCUCAAACAAUCGAAUUUUAAAGCAACUGUUUCAUUGUUAAUGGUAGUGGAAAAAUUAGGCAGACCACCUGGUUCAGUUAUUGUCAAAUAUGAUCAGUAUCUUUAUCCAUUCAGUGAUUUACAAUUUACUGGUAAUAAAGUACGACCAAAAGAUAUAUAUCGACUUAUCAUUUCUGCAUCUGAUGGAACAGCAUCUACUCGAUCAAAUUAUGAAAUGGAAAUUCAUUGUCCAUUCAAUUUGAAGCAUUAUCCAUUCGAUUCGCAUUAUUGUCCAAUUGAUAUCUAUACGGGUAAGCAUCCUAGCAGGCAAUUAUCACUUUCGUGGUAUUACUCCGAUGGAGCACGAUUAAAUGCAAGUAUAGGACCUGUAAGCAUGCAUACAUCGUUAGUUUCCAGUGAAAGUUGCAAUUUUGAAGGACUUUAUGCUGUCACUGAAUUAAAUAUAGCUUCGGCACGAUUCUCAUGUCUUCGUGUUCGAUUACAUUUUCGUCGGCCAUUCCAUACAUCAUUUUUUCGUUAUUUCUUGCCAACAAUUAUAUUGGUUGCACUUACCUGGAUUAUCUUUUAUAUUGAACGACAACGUUUGCAAUCACGGAUAACCAUUUUGGCUUUCUCAUCAUUACUUACAUUCUUUUGUGUAUUAAUUUUUUUUAUUUAA